Psammomys obesus (fat sand rat) is the source of this 7037-nucleotide messenger RNA. It is a transcript of the gene Abhd2, whose product is annotated as abhydrolase domain containing 2, acylglycerol lipase. Bases 234 to 1511 code for a protein of 425 amino acids. Gene Ontology annotation, biological process: acylglycerol catabolic process; sperm capacitation; medium-chain fatty acid biosynthetic process. The record is from RefSeq and is a predicted model, not a curated record. The transcript is spliced from 11 exons. Gene Ontology annotation, cellular component: sperm flagellum; sperm plasma membrane. Lineage: Eukaryota; Metazoa; Chordata; Mammalia; Rodentia; Muridae. Gene Ontology annotation, molecular function: monoacylglycerol lipase activity; acetylesterase activity.
UGGCUGUUGGAGGCUGAUGAAGAACCUCACUGUUACAUCCAUGUGUGUGUUCUGGGCCAGUUGGACAAAGCAUGUGUGACACAGAGACCCAUUUUCUUCUCUUUCAUAAUCAUUAGGCAACAGUCAGCCUUUAGGUUAAUUUGAAUACAAGAUCAGAUCUGAUUGGCCCAGCUGUGCAACUCUUCAAGGAAAACCCGUAUUCUCUGUGAAAGGAAUAAGUGACAUAGAUCAAGAUGAAUGCCAUGCUGGAGACUCCCGAGCUCCCCGCGGUGUUUGAUGGGGUGAAACUGGCUGCCGUGGCUGCUGUCCUCUACGUCAUUGUUCGGUGUUUGAACCUGAAGAGCCCUACUGCCCCUCCUGACCUCUACUUCCAGGACUCCGGGCUCUCGCGCUUCCUGCUCAAAUCCUGUCCCCUUCUGACCAAAGAAUACAUUCCACCACUGAUCUGGGGGAAAAGUGGACAUAUCCAGACAGCCUUGUAUGGGAAGAUGGGGAGGGUGAGGUCACCACACCCUUACGGGCACCGCAAGUUCAUUACCAUGUCAGACGGAGCCACUUCUACAUUCGACCUCUUCGAGCCCCUGGCUGAGCACUGUGUUGGAGAUGACGUCACCAUGGUCAUCUGUCCUGGAAUUGCCAAUCACAGCGAGAAGCAGUACAUCCGAACCUUUGUUGACUAUGCCCAGAAAAAUGGUUACCGGUGCGCAGUGCUAAACCACCUGGGAGCACUGCCCAACAUUGAGCUGACCUCCCCACGCAUGUUCACUUAUGGCUGCACGUGGGAAUUUGGAGCCAUGGUGAACUACAUCAAGAAGACAUAUCCCCAGACCCAGCUGGUCGUCGUGGGCUUCAGCCUGGGUGGUAACAUCGUGUGCAAAUACUUGGGGGAGACGCAGGCGAACCAGGAAAAGGUCCUGUGCUGUGUCAGUGUGUGCCAGGGGUACAGUGCGCUGAGGGCCCAGGAGACCUUCAUGCAGUGGGACCAGUGCCGCCGAUUCUACAAUUUCCUCAUGGCUGACAACAUGAAGAAGAUCAUCCUGUCUCACAGGCAAGCUCUUUUUGGAGACCAUGUUAAGAAACCCCAGAGCCUGGAGGACACGGACCUGAGCCGGCUCUACACAGCAACAUCCCUGAUGCAGAUUGAUGACAAUGUGAUGAGAAAGUUCCAUGGCUAUAACUCCUUGAAGGAAUAUUAUGAAGAAGAAAGCUGCAUGAGGUACCUGCACAGGAUAUACGUGCCUCUCAUGCUGGUUAACGCGGCGGACGACCCCUUGGUACACGAAAGCCUUCUAAACAUUCCAAAGUCUCUCUCGGAGAAACGGGAGAAUGUCAUGUUUGUGCUGCCGCUGCACGGGGGCCACCUGGGCUUCUUUGAGGGCUCCGUGCUGUUCCCUGAGCCGCUGACCUGGAUGGAUAAGCUGGUGGUGGAGUACGCCAAUGCCAUUUGCCAAUGGGAAAGGAGUAAGUCCCAGUGCUCAGACACGGAGCAGAUGGAGGCCGAGCUAGAAUGAACCCUCCGGACUCUGGCGUGCUCCAGCGGCCUUCCUCUGGAACCCACGUCCCUUUGACGGCUGUUUCAGGUCUCCCAUCUCCCUCAUUGACCUGGAUCUGACCUCAUACCAUCAGCGGGGGCCACCUAUCAUGCAACCUGUCUCAAGUAGGCAGCUCUCUCCCUGGGAGCUCCAGGCUAUUUUUGUGCUUAGUUACGGGUUUUCUCCAUUGCAUUGUUAGCCAUGGUGGCAAGCUACAAGAUUCUCACCCUUCUGUCCAGUUUCAGUAUCUGAUUGCUUCCAUGCCGGUUACAUCUAGUUUUCCUAUUAAGGAACGUGUCUGAACUACAGUUUUGCUUUGCCAAUCAAAAGGCCUUUCCCUGAGAACAGUGAAGGAUGUAUGUCAUUUUGUGAUGGUCGUAUGUGCCCUCCUAGAGUCCCCACCAAGAAGUCAGCAUCUUUAACCAAUGCUGAAGAAAUGACUCCGCUUGGGAGUCUGAGAGCCUGGGACUUCCUGGGCCUCACUUUUGCUGAAACCGAGGAAAUUCCCUGACUCAAAAGCCAAGUUUUCCUUCUCACCAUCCCCUAAGACUCCUCUGUCUUGUCUUGCUGCUGCUGAGAGUUGCAUGGGGCACUUGUCUAAAAAUUCAGCCUCCCAGAUCCCUCCCCUCGGAGAGGCUGACUCAGUGGGUUUGGGAAGGGCUCUGGGGAUUUUAAUUUUUGACAAGUGCCCCAGGGAAUUCUCAUCAUUCAGCAAACUGAGGGAAACACCACACUAGAGCGCCUUUAAAUUAGAAACAUCUUGGUAGCUCAUUUGACAUUCAUAAGCCACAGUAUCGCUUUGCUACCAGAGACCUCCGAAGCAGCAAGGCCUGAUGUAUGGCUGCCCUUGUGUGAUCUCACUGUGGUGUCCCUAAAAGGGAGAAGACAUUUGGGCAGAGCCCUGGCUCUGCUUCUCCCCGGAUAAGUCCUUUCGGACUUGACUCUCAUCCCCUGUUUAAUGGGGAACUUGGACCAGGUAGAUUGCCGAAAUGACCACCAGGUCUACAGUUCAGUGACAAACUCAGUGUACUGAGGUUUGAGAGAGCAUCCCUCCAGGUGAGUCUGGGAGUCCAUCUCCCAGGCUGAGCAUGUAAAUGCCGUUAAUUGCAUUUUUUUCCCCUUUCCCCAUUUCAUAUAAAGAGAUUUUUAGAGUCAUAAUCACUCCCUUGUAAUUUUAGUUUUCCAUCCCAGGUCCAGCUAACAUCUAAUUGAUACCAAACAAUUCAAAGUUGGAUCGGAAUUUGAAGAAAUGUGUUUCCAGCUGAGAGAAGGGAGUGUUCUUUUGAAAUCAGUUUGUAAUUAAAUAGCCUCUGUGUGUUGUCUGUUGGGUAGAUCUUUCUGAAAUGUCUUCUCAAGUAGACAUGUCACUCUAGGAUUCAAGUAUUCCACUUUUGGAAUCCUGUGGUACUUGAAUCCCUAAGAACCUGCACUUUGAAAAAUCAGCAGUUGCUCUCUGGAACUAAAUGGGUGAUUUGCCUGGAUGCUAUUAUCUUUUUCUCUAUUUCAUCUUCGUUGGCUCCAGGACAGACUGAUGUAUGGUAGUGGGUCUAUGUGGAUGUUUAUGAAGUCACCGGAAUACCCGAAUGCCAACCCUCGGGGCUGCGGGUGGAAUAGAUCAUGGCCAUCGGCUCAAGAGACUGUGACAGGAAUGUCUGUACAGUGAAGAACUAACUUUUCGACAAUCAUAAGAUCAUCUCAAUCAUAAGUAGACAUCGUCUCAGAACACUGAGAUGUCUGCAGUCUCCCAGUUUGCUAUAAUUUUUCACACUCACCAAAUUCUGUCACCGUGCCCUUCCAGUGGUUGGCAUUUCUCUUUUAUGUUCUCUUAUCACAAACUGGCACUUUAUCAUUCAUCCCUCAAUUUGGAAGCUAAUCCUUCUCUGUCAAUUUUCCCUCCACCCAACCACAGCUAUAAUCGGCUCACAUAGUUCCUGCUACUGCCUUCAUUCCUUAAGACUUUUAAUGACAGCAGUAAGGUAAUAGACUGAGUCACCACCCCUGGAAGUGAGGGAGCUCCCUUCAUUUGCCUGAGGUCAUAUAUCUUUCCAAGUCCCGACAAAGCAGUAGCUUGGGUACCACCUGCCCCAGAGAAAGCCCUGUUGUCACACGUAGGAGGAAGUGGAAGGCUGUCCUGGGAGCCUGGUGCAGCAGCCCUGGAGGCCCACUGAGGAGAGGUAGAGCUGGGGCACAGCCUUUGUUGCCACACUACUGGAACUCCAGCCCCCAGGACUGGGGGGAGGGGAUGUGUGCCAGCUGAAACCUCCUUAGUGUGUGACUCUGACUGGUACUGGCAUUCCAUUCUGCUUCACAUGAAAUCAACGGAAGCUCUUUAUUCAAGCUUUGGGCUCUCAGACACGGAAAUGAGACCGUGACCAUGGCAGUUGGACAGGAAAAUUCUUGUUUGACCCUGAAUGAGAGCACAGAGGCAUGAAUGUGGAGGUGCCAGCUUGCCUAAUGAAUGAGGGAACAGCCCUUUAUGUAGGUCAGCCGCUUUCCUUCCCCUGGGCUGCCGUGCUUUCUUCCCAAAGUCAUCCAUUUCUGAUAAUGAUGUGAAUUGUCUGUUAGCUAUCAAGUACUUACUUGGACCAAAGACUGAAUUUUUAGAGAGCAUUUGAGUGUUCUGUUUUAAAAUCAAGGAUAGAAAUUGCAUAGAUCUAGACAAUUCUGUGGCACUAAUAACAUUAAAACCCAAGUAGGGAAUGCACCUACAUUGCUCCCGAAUAAUUGGAAGACAUGGACUUCGGUUAAAUUAGGAUUAACUGACUUGAAAAGAAAAAGAUCCAGGCCGCAUAGUUUAACAGGAGUUUUGCAGACUCGAAACCCGUUCUCUCCUGCGAUGACUUUUCAUCAUCCAUCCUAGAGCAGAAUGAAAGUGGAAAGUUUGUUGUGCUGUAUGCUUUCCAUUUGUGUAACACCUUAGACUUACAAGGGACCUUAGGAUCUAGUGGGAUAUUCCUGAAAGGGGGAUCUUCCUUCAUUCUCACGGUGUUACAGAGCCGGGUCAGGAAGCCUGUCACUCAUCCCCACUGGCUCUGACUCAUGUUGGACAUAGUGGGCAGCUUCACUUCUCUGAGCACAUCAUCUCUAAGACUGCUUCAUCCACCCAUGCAUCACUUGCUCAGUCAUUGCUAAGUAGCUGCAGGUAGAAUAAGGUGAAUCCUGACCCCUAAGCUCAUCUUGAGAGGACUUGGAGAGAAAGAGCACAUGAAUUCAGCUUUUUCUAGUUAGGACGCUGGACAGUGUCUUUGACCUCUCUUCCUAGUCUUCACUAGUAUGACAGUUUACUUGCUAUUCUGAGGGUAGUCUUGUGACUGUAGCAGGUGAGAGCCACCGGUAGUGAGGAGAGUACCUCCGGCCUUCAGUGUGACCAGGCAGAGUGUGGACGGUUGCCAGGGCAGAAGUCCUUCCUGUGCAGGCUCGUCCUGAACGCAGUCUGCACUCAGCUGAGCCCUCUGGAUAGCUGAGCUUAUCUGGCUGGCAUCCGGAUGAGAGCUCUCUUUGUAAGUGGCUGACUUGACACAGAGUUUGCCAGCUCCGGGGAUACAGUGCAUGUGUUGUUUGUGUUUGCCCCGGAAGCAGGUGUUAGAGAUGUGAGAGGCUUUUCUUUAUCCGUGGCCUUGAUCCUGACUUAGAGUGACAGUUUUAAAAGCAGAAGGAAAAACCAAAAACAGAAACAAGCAACCACGUGGAGGUGAAGGAACUUGUGGGUUUCCUUCCUUUAGGCACUCAGGGGAGCGCUUGGGAAGCCUCUCACUUCAGUAUCUUGUCACAGUGUCAUCUGAAAUUCUUUUCCUUACCCAGAAAGCCUUAACUUGCCUCUAGAAAAUCCCCUGGUAUGACAACCUUGUGGCAUAAGAUUUCAAACCCUUGUGCUAUGAAAGUUUGAGGCAAAGCCACAGCCAAACCAGAGAAUUUCCUCAGGUGGCCUGGAGGCUCCUAUGACAUCACCCCCACCUCUCAGCUCCAACAUGAGUGAUCCAGAACAGCCCCUCCAUCUGUCUUCUUGGCCUUACUCUUUUUCAAAAGCCACAUUGGAUCACUCAGAUGCUUCCAGAAGGGGCCUGGUUGGCAUUUAGAGGCCAAGCCAUUGGAGGCCAGCUUUCUCCCACCUGUUAUCUAAGCAAAGGACAGUACCCGUUCUUCAUAUUCUAGGGUAUUUUGUUGUUGUUGUUCCUAAACUAUAUUUACAGCUAAGGACACAGGAACAGGCCCCUGCCGGCUAAAGAACCAGAAUGGCAUCCAGAGCCAAGGCUGCUCUGUCACUGCUGCCUCCAGGUGCUACAGCCCAACGUCGUCUUUAGAAACAGGCCACAGAGUAUAGCUUGCCAACAGUCCCCAGACACCCAGAACAUAGACAGCUGUCCCUUUUGGAAGAAUCCCUCUGCCAUGUUUUCCAGCUGUUUUGUUGUUGUUUUGUUGUUGUUGUUUCCUGGCAUGUAUGUAGGUAGAGCUUUCACUGAUGCCUAAUAAAAAAGCUGAAAUCAAUUUCUAAUUGGUAGAUUAAGUCUGACAUCCUGACUUUCUUGAAAGUUCUCAGCUUUUAACUAGUCAAAUUAACUAGUCCUGUCAAUUACUAACAAAAUCCAUAACCUUCCUUCUUCCCCCUCUGGUCCCCAUUAGCCAAGUAAUUUUCUAUUGCCAUAAAUUGGAGACAGGCCACUUCUAGCACCCGCAGAAGUACCUUAGUCUCAGUGGGCAUUCUGCCGCCCCCCCCCCCCCAGGCCACACAGAGCAGUCAGUAUCACCUAAAAUCUUUGCUGACCUCUUUGGUCCCCAGGGCCAACCACUGUUCUCCCAUGCUGCUCUCAAGAGGGAAUCCCACUCCUGGCUACAGGAGCUAGACUCGCUUUGGUCUUCAUUUUGGCCUCUUUAAUUUCCUAAAGCACAAGUCCACGUAGAAUCCUGUCCCCUCUCCACACUGAUUCCAGGUGAGCUGGGUCUCUCCCAAAGCCUCAGGCAGACCUUCACUGUACCUGGGCUUGCAAUUUUCCCCCACUGCUGCUGCCUUAGUGACCAGGACUGGGGCGGGAGAGGGGGCCAGCUCGCCUCCCUCCUUUUCACAGGUAGACUCCAGCCAAUUACAGUCUUAUGUUAGCAAAUCUGCUUCCAGAUUGAUUUUUGAGAAACAUCACUUUCACAUUCCUUAUCCUAGUGUGUUUUGUUUUAUUCUCUCUGGGUUUUACGGAACUCCAGAUGCUGCCCUAGAAAUACUGUAUUUUGGAGUUCAUGCUCCGAAAGCCCCUGUGCCGCUGCGUCUUUUUGACUCCCAACAGCACCAGGUGUUUCGGACUUGCAAUUAGCAAUGCAACUUUUUCUAAAUAUGAGGAUAUUAACCUUUAUUAAGAAAUUAUACUAGACAGUGGUGUCCUUGUUUGUUUUAUGUUCUCACAUUACUUUUGAUUCUGUGUGGUGGUGAACAAAGAUCAUUACAAAAAAAACUGUAAUUUUGUUAUCUUUGAUUCAAUGGAAUUUCUUUACUUAAUAAAAUAAAGACUAAAAAGUGUA